AUGAUGACAUUCAACACAGAUCAGGGACAGUUGAAUCUAAGCCAGAAGAUCAUCAGUGUAGCGGCUACUCGCUUGAACAAUAUGUCUCAAAACAAGAGCAGCCACUACAGAGCAAAAGUAGAAGCCUACACGACCGAAUACUACAUGCUGCGCAUCUACUUGACCUGCUUGCAAGGUAGAUCCGAUAUUGGAGAGCAUUUGUUUUCCAAGGUCCCGCAAGCGAGUCGAGGCGGAUCUCAAGAGACUGUUAUGGAUAUUUGCUAUAGAGUUGGGGCACAGGCAAUCUCAUGUCGCCAGCUUGAUGUGGCAGCUCAAUGGCUUGAAAGAGCUUUGAGCUCAAGCGAGCUUCAGGGGCAAACCCAACAGAUUGAUUCCGACCUGAAGGAUAAAAGGUUCCGGGUCUUGCUCGCUUUGGCUGGUCUGGAAGCACAUCGAUGUAGCGAUGUCUAA
Molecule: messenger RNA, 450 nt
Organism: Aspergillus fumigatus Af293
Lineage: Eukaryota; Fungi; Ascomycota; Eurotiomycetes; Eurotiales; Aspergillaceae
Exons: 3
Coding region: 1-450 (149 amino acids)
Biological process (GO): meiotic cell cycle
Source: RefSeq, a predicted model, not a curated record